This is a messenger RNA of Phoenix dactylifera (date palm), 889 nucleotides long. Its product is annotated as WD40 repeat-containing protein HOS15-like. Lineage: Eukaryota; Viridiplantae; Streptophyta; Magnoliopsida; Arecales; Arecaceae. Gene Ontology annotation, biological process: regulation of transcription by RNA polymerase II. Gene Ontology annotation, molecular function: transcription corepressor activity; protein binding. The record is from RefSeq and is a predicted model, not a curated record. Gene Ontology annotation, cellular component: histone deacetylase complex.
AGCUCGCCCCCAACCCCGAGUCACCGGUCCCGCGCGACUCGGUGCCCCGUCAAAAAUUCUCUCUGAAAUCGUCGCGAGGCGUCGGCACUCGACGAGCACUAUAUCAGCGGCCAGACCGGGAGCUUAUCGGUCACGCCCGGAACCACGAGCGCCCGCCGGAAGUGCGCUGUCGCGCUGUGGCGAGGGAUCCCAUGGCCUUGAACUCGGUCACCCCCGUCGAGCUCGACAUCCUCGUCUAUCGCUACCUCCAGGACAAAGGUUACACACAUGCAGCAUUUGCUUUUGAUUAUGAGUCAGGGAUCAACAAAAUACCUAUUGAGAAUGAUUUGGUUCUAUCGGGCUCUCUUGUCGCACUUGUGGAGAAAGGCCUUGAAAAUUUGGAGUUGGAAGCAAACCUGGGCAAGCAGAUGCCCUUGGAGGCUGAAAGAAAUGGAGUUCCAAUGGAAGUUGAUGAGAUGCAGAGCAUGUGGAGAGAGAAAAUGCAGGAAAUAGAUGGGUACAUCAAGUUAGGAAAAAGGUACAGUGAGCUAGAGCAGAGGAUCAAAGAUAUAAAACUCCAGUUGGUUGCGCUUCUUAGGAGUGGGGAUGGAGGUGCCCCACCAGGACCACCUGCAUGACAUCAUAGGAUGGGGUGAGCCAUGAUAUAGCAUGCACGUUCCUCCUAGCCCUGACAACAUCAGUCAUUCCGAGGAUUCGCUGUAGAAAUCAUACUUGUCAUCAUUUCCUCAUAUGGCUCCAUUCUGUUAAGUGAUUGUCAUAUCAUUCUACAGAAGCGUGAUGUUUCAGCUUAUCAGACCCCUCUUUCCCUCAUGGAAAAAUUAUAAAUGAAUAAUGGAAAAAACAUAAAUAAAUAAAUAAAAUAAAAUUCAGUUUGAAGGAUCUUGUAUCA